Bradysia coprophila is the source of this 947-nucleotide messenger RNA. Its product is annotated as protein DPCD. The record is from RefSeq and is a predicted model, not a curated record. NCBI's taxonomy places the organism in Eukaryota, Metazoa, Arthropoda, Insecta, Diptera, Sciaridae.
AAUGUCAACGACUAUUUUGAGGUUACGCAAGUUUUAGUUUGCAAACAAACGGAUCACACGAAUUUUGAUGACCUUUUUAAUAAAAUAAAUUCAAUUUGUGUGUUAGACUUAUCUCUGUGUACAGUAACAGGAUUGUUGGGUUAUUCAUUUCAGUGACACUCAGCUACAAUCAUUUCAAUUUUCUGUCGAUUCAUCUCAUAAUUGACAACUUGCAAACGGUCCCACCGGAAAACCCUCUCACAUCACAGCUUCAUACCAAAAAUUGUAACGAAAUCACCGUCAACAAUGUCGUUUGUCAAUUGGUUAAACCAAAUAAAAAAUGCCGAAAAGUCGUCAGCGAUCAGUGGAAAAUGUCGUAAGGUCCACUAUAAAUUCAUUGACGGUCAAGAAAUGGUCGAGGAGUACAGCAUGGACACUGGUGUGCUUCAACGACGUGCCUGGAAACGGGAAAAAGCGUUGGGCGGAGAACCAGAUUGGGAAAUAGAACUGGGCGACCUCGUUCGCAGCUUAAACAGUGAAGACAAGUUUGUUGUAAGGGAGUCUGUAACAGAGCCGGUGUUAACGAAACGAUUAACAAAAAGCAGCCUCGAAUGGCGAAUUCGCAAUUUACCCUAUCCGAUUGAAACGUAUUCCGUUACGGCCAGUCCAGAUGAUUGUUCAAUUACUGUUAGAACUACGAAUAAGAAAUAUUUCAAGAAAAUACAGAUACCUGAACUGACACGGUGUGAAUUGCUGCCCAGCCAAGAACUGAUCUCAAUACAGCAUCGGCAUAACACGUUGAUCAUAACGUACAAAAAACCACAACUGCUGUUGGAUAUGGAGGUGGCGAUUCUAAUGGUGCUCAAGUCCGUCCACACCGAAACUGAUGACUACGACGAAUCAGAUACUUUGUUAAAACAAUUGUUGGGAGAUGAAUAAAUUUGUGCUUUUAACUUCUUUAUUGUCAA